This is a messenger RNA of Trichogramma pretiosum, 908 nucleotides long. RefSeq names its product zinc finger CCHC domain-containing protein 10-like. The transcript is spliced from 3 exons. NCBI's taxonomy places the organism in Eukaryota, Metazoa, Arthropoda, Insecta, Hymenoptera, Trichogrammatidae. Gene Ontology annotation, molecular function: zinc ion binding; nucleic acid binding. The coding region runs from base 181 to 666 and encodes 161 amino acids. The record is from RefSeq and is a predicted model, not a curated record.
CUGUAAUACGUACAUUUAUUCUAGACUAGAUAAAGAAUAUAGACACAAAGGAUAUAUUCCAAUUUGCAAGUUUUCUGUAAAUAUAACCCAAAACAAGAAGUUGGUCCUAGAUUCAAGUUUUCAAUAGUUAUCAACUUCAGACGAUUUUAGUUUUCACUAUUUCAUCAUAACGAUCUCAUAAUGAGUUCUGGAAUAAUAACUAAAUUUUCGAAAAAGCCAGAUCCAUAUGCUAUGGAAAAUGUUAGGUGCCAAAAAUGCCUCGCUAUGGGACAUUGGAGCUAUGAGUGCAAGGGAAAAAGAAAAUAUCUGCACCGUUCUUCGCGAACUGUACAAUUAAAAAAAUCUUUGGAAGCACCCGCUAAAGCCAUAGAAGGAGAAUCAAAAGAAAAAAAGUCUACUAAUUCUAAACUUAAAAUAAAGGAUAAAUCCAGCACAAGUAGCGACAGUGACAGUGACAGUGAUAGCAACAGCGAUAGCGAUAGUGACAGUGAUAGUAAUAGUAGCAGUAGCACAUCGAGUAGCAGUAGUUCGUCUAAUAGUGAAUCUGAUUCAAGUGAUAGCAUCUCCAGUACUUCUUCAGAUAGCAGUGACUCUAGUAGUGACAGUAGCACUUCAAGUAUUGAAGCCAAAAAAUCAAAGUCAAAUAAGAAAAAAAGAAGGCAUUGAAAUUCAUGAGAUGUAAUUUAAUUAAUUUUUAAAUUACCAUUUUAUACCUUUAACAAUGAACACCACUCAGCUUUUAUAGUAGUUAAGAUGAUUAAAUAAUUUUUUUUUGAAAAGAUUCAUGCAAAAAAUGCAACAAUUGAAAAAUUAUAUUUUCUAAUUCAUAGAUAAAACGAAAAACAUUAAUGAAUACAUUUUUCUAUAAUCAUUAUUGAAAAAAUCAUGCAAAAACUAAAAGUAAUCUA